Molecule: messenger RNA, 4215 nt
Organism: Lutra lutra (Eurasian river otter)
Lineage: Eukaryota; Metazoa; Chordata; Mammalia; Carnivora; Mustelidae
Gene: CD22
Product: CD22 molecule
Exons: 14
Coding region: 913-3528 (871 amino acids)
Source: RefSeq, a predicted model, not a curated record
GCAUGGCCCCUGAUGGGCUUGAUGGUCUUCUGAGACUAAGAUGGGUCAUCAGAUUCCCCGGGAGGGAAGAAUGGCCUUGGGGAGGCUGGCUCUGAGAUCCGGCAAGGCCCUCAACUGGCCUGUUUUAUGAGACCAGGGGUCUGGGUAGUGUGACCUUAUGCUGAGCCUUUGUGCCUAAUGCCUAUCCACCCCCCACCCCCGGCCUCCAGCCUAGUCUCAGCAGCCUUCCAGUUCCAGGCCUGUGGUCCCAUUUCUUAUGGCCCAGAGACGGCCUGGAGCUGCUGGGGGUGAGCACACAGCCCUGCUCUGAGGCGUGCCCUCUCCCACUUGUCCUGAUGUCCUCAAGCCAUUCCCCCAUGAGGGCGGCUGGUGGCAGAGGGGGCGCAAGGAUCCAGCUACUGGAGGCUAGUCUUUGUCACAGAGAAGGGAAUCUAGCCCUUGCCACAGCUCUUGCGGAAACACAAAGGGACUUCCAGCACAUCCCUCAAAACACUGACCCUGCGACCUUGCCAAGUUUUUCACAGGAGAAGUAAAAUCAGUCCCGUGGCUAAAGAAGUGUGGGGCAAUGGACUGUACUCUGGCCCCCAUGCUGGGAGACAUAUGAUGUGCACCCAGCUGAUGAAAGGGACCAAAAGACCCACAUUUGGGAAUCAAUUUACCUUUUUAACCCAAGUUUUCUCAAGUGGAUGUGGCCUUGAAGAAGUUUUUGUGUGUAGCACUGUUAGCGCCCGCACAGCUGGCAUCUGUUCUGCCUGGAGAGUCUGCCCCCGUUCACAGUCCUCACUCCUAACCUAGGCCCAGCCCAGGCUGGCACAGCCUCUACUCCUGGGGACAGGCCUCCUUCCUGCUCGGCAAGCGGCCUCGCUUUCCCCAUGCCAGGUACUGGGCCCCCAACAGUAGCUGGCACGAGCCAUGCAGCCUGAGAAGAUGAACAGCCCGAGGGGGUUCCUGCCUAGACACAACACCAUGCAUCUCCUCGGCCCCUCGCUCCUGCUCCUUGAAUACUUGGCCUUCUCUGACUCAUCUAAAUGGAGGUUUGAGCACCCCCACACUCUCUACAGCUGGGAGGGGGCCUGCGUCUGGAUUCCCUGUACCUACACAGUUCACUACACGAGUAAAGAUGAGCUGGAAGAACUGAUCGUGUACAGAAACUAUAAAUAUGAUGAAGCCACCAAGAACUUCGAGGGGCUCAUUCUGUAUAAUGACACAAAGCCUUGGAAGUGUCCUGAUCCCCUGGAGAGGGUUCAGUUCCUGGGAGACCAAAGAUCCAACUGCACCAUACACAUCAACCCUGUACUGGAAGAAGACAAUGGCUGGCUGGGGCUGAGGAUGAUAAAGAAGAAUUCCAAAUGGAUGGAGAAAAUAGACCUCAAUGUCUCUAAGACCCCGCUUCCACUUCAAAUUCAGCUCCCUCCAGAAAUCCAGGAGUUCCAGGAAGUCACUCUGACCUGCUUGCUGAAUUUCUCCUGCCCUGGGUACAAUAUCCAGCUGCAGUGGUCCCUGGAAGGGGACCCUGGAGGGUCCCUGAAGGAGCGUGCCAUCACCUUGACCUCCCUGACCACCAAGACUAUCUCCACCCAGAGCAAGCUCACCUUCCAGCCGCAGUGGAUGCACCACGGCAAGAAUCUGACGUGCCAGCUCUGGGACCACAAAGCAGAGCAGAUGCUCUCCAAGGAAACGGUGUUGCUAGAUGUGAAGCAUGUCCCAAAGUUGAAGAUUGAGGGCAGUCCUGAAGGAGCCAAUGUAACAGAGGGAGAGUCUGUGACCAUGACGUGCCAGGUCAUUAGCAGCAACCCAGAGGCCCGGAACAUAGCCUGGCUCAAAGACGGCACCCAGCUGAGGGAGCAGACGACAUCCACGCUCACUCUGUUCUCUGUGACCAAGAAGAUGAGUGGAAAGUACCAGUGUGAGGCCUUCAAUGAUGUAGGCUCAGGACGGUCGGAUGCAGUGGUCCUCCAAGUAUAUUAUGCUCCAGAACCUUCCAGGGUUGAGAUCUUCUCCUCGCCAGCUAAGGAGGGGGAUAAAGUAGAGAUGACUUGUAUGUCACUGGCCAAUCCUCCUCCAACCAAUUACACCUGGUAUCACAACGGAGUGGCAGUGCCGGGAAGGACAAGCAAGAGCUUCCAGAUCCCAGCGGUCCUCAGCCAAGCUGGGAAGUACUCAUGCAUGGCAGAAAACAGACUCGGUCCUAGUCAAAUUGGCCAGGAGACUGAGUUAGACGUCCAGUAUGCUCCCAAGGAGGUAACCACGGUGAUUGAAAACCCCACGCGGAUUCAAGAAGGAGAUACCGUGACCCUGUCCUGUAACUACAGUUCCAGCAAUCCCAGAGUUACCCAAUAUGUAUGGGACUUCCAAGGCUCUCAGAUGAAACAACCAUACGAGGUGCUGAUAAUUCAAAAAGUUGCCUGGGACACCAGGCCAAUCACCUGUGCAGCCUGUAACCAGUGGUGUUCGUGGGCUCCCAUUGUCAACCUGGAUGUCCAGUAUGCACCCAAGGAUGUCAGGGUCCAGCAGAUCAUCCCCUCCUCUGAGAUUCACUCCGGAAACCGAGUCCGCCUUGAAUGUAACUUCUCAAGUAGCCGCCCCAGAGACGUUCGCUUCUUCUGGAAGAAAAAUGGAAUCUUUCUGAAGGAAGGAAAAGAACUGAGCUUCGACUCUGUCUCUCCAGAAGAUGCUGGCAAUUACAACUGCUUUGUCAACAACUCCAUAGGUCAGACCAUGUCUGAGGCCAGGACGCUCCAAGUGCUGUAUGCACCAAGGAUGCUGCAUGUGGCCAUCAGCCCAAAGGACCAAGUGAUGGAGGGGAAGAAGGCCGUCCUGACAUGUGAGAGCGAUGCCAACCCUCCGGUCCUCCUGUACACCUGGUUUGACUGGAAGAACCAAAACCUCCACCAUUAUGAUCAGAUGCUGAGAUUGGAUCCCGUGAAGAUCCAGCACUCAGGCGCCUACCGGUGCGAGGCCACCAACCAGCUGGGCAGGGUCCAGUCGCCCCCCAGUACCCUCACUGUCUACUACAGCCCAGAGACCAUCGGCAGGCGAGUGGCCGUCGGAGUGGGGUUCUGCCUGGCCACCCUCCUUCUGGCGUUCUGGGGAGUCAAGCUUCAGCGAAGCUGGAAGAGGAUACGGAGCCAGCAGGGGCUCCAGGAAAGUUCCAGUGGCCAGAGCUUCUUUGUGAGGAAACAAAAGGUUAGAAGGGCCCCGCUCUCCGAAGAGCCCCACUCCCUGGGGUGCUACAAUCCUGUGAUGGAAGAUGCCGUCAGUUAUGCUGCCUUGCGCUUUCCUGUCAGCGACAAUGACACACCAAGAACUGGAGAUGCAAGGACCCUGGAGACAGAGGGACCUUCUCCAAACACGGAUGACACUGUCACUUACUCUGUCUUGAAGAAGUGUCGAGUGGGCGACUAUGAGAACGUGCUUCCGGACAGUCCAGAAGAUGAGGGGAUACACUACUCGGAGCUGGUUCAUCUCGGGGUCGGGGAGCGGCCUUUGGCCCAGGAAGCCGUGGAAUACGUGACCCUCAAGCAUUGAGGGGCCACACCCACUGGAGCAGAGGCACCGAGGGAGAGACCAGAGGGAGAGACCAGGGACCAAGGAGCUGGCCCCACCCCUGCCGCUCAGCUGCAAAGCCACACGACCUCCCUUCCACAUCCAAGCACACGCACGCGCACACGCACACCAUCACUGAUGCCCCGGUCAGCGCCCAGAACUUUGUAUGUGGCCCAGGGAUGGGCUUCCUUCUCCACGCUGGUGACCCUGACCUUCCCAAAGACCUUCCUUGUCCGCUCUCCUUCCCACUGGGAAAGUCGUCUAAACCCCGAUCCUGCACUGCACACAUCCCCCUGCCCCUUCCUGGCCACCUGCUGCUUACCCCCACCCCCCACCCCCAAACCCCAUCCCCAGCUGGCCGGUGUCCCUGCUGGGGUCAGCUUGUGACUGUAUUUUUUCCUUUCCCUCUCCAUCCGUUUGGACCUCUCACCCCUGCUCUGAAAGCCCCACUCACUGGUCCUGUGCCUAAUUUCUGCCUCUGGGGCAAAGCACAGGGAUAGAGCGGCUGUCCUGAGCUGGGUUCUCCCCCACAGGUCAGCGAGGCAUUCCAUUACGCUGCUGCAGCCCCUCCCCAUGGGGGUCUGGUGGGCUGAGACACACACUGGUGUGGACAGACUGUGUAACACACACAGAGCUGCACAAUAAAGAUGGCUCAGAUACCACCUCAAA